Molecule: messenger RNA, 591 nt
Organism: Ipomoea nil (Japanese morning glory)
Lineage: Eukaryota; Viridiplantae; Streptophyta; Magnoliopsida; Solanales; Convolvulaceae
Product: putative acyl-coenzyme A oxidase 3.2, peroxisomal
Exons: 6
Coding region: 67-591 (174 amino acids)
Biological process (GO): lipid homeostasis; fatty acid beta-oxidation using acyl-CoA oxidase
Cellular component (GO): peroxisome
Molecular function (GO): fatty acid binding; FAD binding; acyl-CoA oxidase activity
Source: RefSeq, a predicted model, not a curated record
AUUUAAGAAGUGUGAUUAAGUUGCUUAAGAGUUAACUUAUAUUUUCUUUUCUUUUCAUUUUUGAAAAUGGUACAUGUCAGGGGUGGAGCUAUCCUGUUUCUGGGAACAAAGCGCCACCAUGAUGAGUGGUUGAGGGAUACUGAAAAUUAUGCAGUGAAAGAUGUUUCUCUUGAUGGCAAGUAUCUGACUGCAAUUAAGGAUCCUGACAGGAGAUUCGGGAGCAUUCAUGGCGCCUUUGACAACAGGGCGUGUAACCAUACCAUCCAUUGUAACUUACUCAGCAAAACAAUUGCCAUAAGAUACUCAUUGACAAGGAGAGCAUUUUCAGUCACACCAAAUGGACCUGAAGCUUUAUUGCUUGAUUACCCCAGCCAUCAAAGACGACUACUCCCUCUUCUUGCAAAGAUAUAUGCCAUGAGCUUUGCUACUAACUUCUUGAAAAGGAUGUAUGUGAAGAGGAAACCUGAAACGAUCAAAACCUUACAUGUUGUUUCAAGUGCCUUUAAGGCUACCUUAAGCUGGCAUAAUAUGCGAACACUUCAGGUAGUAGCAGACAUCACAAUUGUGAUCAAAAUGUCUUGUGGAUAUUGA